AUGCAUAUCAAGCACCAGGCGGUAUUGGAACUUCUAAAAUAUUAUAAAUUAAAAAUAUCUUUUAUAAUUUUUUUUUUUUUUUAUUUUUUUUUUUUUUAUUUUUUUUAUGGGUUUUGGAAUUUGAAUAAAAAAAAAAAAUUUUUUUACAAAACCGUAAAAAAUAGUAUUGGUCAGGUAAUUUUAAGAGACAUGUCAAAUAAUUAA
Dictyostelium discoideum AX4 is the source of this 204-nucleotide messenger RNA. RefSeq lists its product as hypothetical. The transcript is spliced from 2 exons. The record is from RefSeq and is a predicted model, not a curated record. The coding region runs from base 1 to 204 and encodes 67 amino acids. NCBI's taxonomy places the organism in Eukaryota, Evosea, Eumycetozoa, Dictyosteliales, Dictyosteliaceae.